AUGAAACUUUCAAUCGCCAUAUUGUCAUCGAUCCUGCUUGCCUGCUCGGUCACUGUUGCCGACCCAGUUCUUGACAGUUCGACUACAAGUACUGCAACCAGCACUUCAUCGACAUCUCCUAGUGCAACUGCAACCAGCACUUCAUCGACAUCUCCUAGUGCGACUGCAACUAGCGGGACCAGUCAUUCAAAAUCUUUGUAUUCAUAUAUACAAUAUAUGAAUAAUUGCUAUCCGAUUGGUGUUGAUGCAUUGAAAAAUAUCGAGCUACUUGCAUUAGCUUCACGUAAACUUGACAUACUAUCGCAAUAUAUUGACAAGAAAAAGGCUCAUGUUAACGAACAAAAGAAAGUGAUCGAUGAACUGCAGGAUGAAAUUGACCAUCUCAAGAAUAACCCUUCGAGCACCGAGUCAGAGAUGGCCAAACUCGAAUAUAUGCUUACUGACUACAAUGAAGUUUUCACGAAGCUUAAGAAAGAUCUAGUUAUAAUCUUCAAGAGACAUUCAAGAACAUGUCAGGAAACUACCAAGUUACGAAGGAAACUUAAAGGUUACUUUAAGAGACAUCAUCCAGGCGAAGAAAUAAUUACUUAUGGUGGACCAUAUCUAAAUAGAUACCCUAUAUUUACAAGGUGCUUCCAUAUCUUCUACAACGGUGCACUUCAAUUACCAAAACUCAAGUAUGAUGCGAUCCUUAAAGAUCCUAGUGUUUGGCAAUAA
Messenger RNA from Batrachochytrium dendrobatidis JAM81, 717 nucleotides. RefSeq lists its product as uncharacterized. Lineage: Eukaryota; Fungi; Chytridiomycota; Chytridiomycetes; Rhizophydiales. The transcript has a single exon. The record is from RefSeq and is a predicted model, not a curated record. Bases 1 to 717 code for a protein of 238 amino acids.